CAAAGCAAUAGUUAAAAAGAUGGCGGACGACAAAGGAAAGUGUGAUUUGCCUCUCACUCGAGUACGGACGAUAAUGAAAAGUUCUCCAGAUGUGAACAAUAUAAAUCAAGAGGCACUCUUUCUUGCAGCAAAAGCAACGGAGAUGUUCAUUCAGAGUCUUGCCCAGGUGUCUUUGGAACAGAGCGAUGAUCGGAAAAUGCUAAAAUACAACGACCUAGCAGAAAUUGUCGACAAUAUCGAUACACUUCAGUUCUUACAAGAUAUCAUACCUAAGAAGAUAAAAGCACGAGAAUUUUUUGAAAUUAUGAAACAAUUUGAAGGUGAAAAUGAAAAUGACAGCGACACUUGAUAGUUCUGCGGUGAAGAUUUAGAGCAUUAUGACCAUGUUAAGACUUUGACUAACCUGUGAAUCAUACAAUUGUGCUCUGUGGAUAAAAACAUGUUCCUGGCAGUGAUUAUCUCAAUUUAUGGUUUUAAAGACAAUACAUUAUUGCAUGGUAUUUGUAAUUGCCCUUCGGUGUUAGAAUUAUAAGGCUAAUUUAAGACCAGAUCUUGUUUAUGGUAAUCGAUUCAUUUGAAAGUUCAUGUUUUAUUUCAAUAGAAAAACAAAUGUUUCUCAUCAAUGAUCUAGAGACUAUAUGACUAAUAAUCCAAAGUGUCUUAUCACAAAGAAACUAACAUUAUCAUUGAUAAUUUUGUCUUUAAAGCAAUGAUGGACAUCUCACUUCUUUUAUAUAUGUACAUUGUACAUAUAGAAUAAGUAACUUCAUUAAAGAAUGAUAUUAUUUUGAGGAAUGAAUAUUAUUUAUUAUUUUGAGGAAUGAAUAUUAUUUGAUGAAAUUGCAGAUAACAUCAUUUUCUUUCAUAUUUCAUUGAUUUUAUUAAAUGUAUUUUUUCGCUUUCUGUUUCAUUUAACCAUGUUUGGAGCAGGGCAAAAAUACACAGUCAUCUGUAUA
Mya arenaria is the source of this 956-nucleotide messenger RNA. RefSeq names its product chromatin accessibility complex protein 1-like. The transcript is spliced from 3 exons. Gene Ontology annotation, cellular component: CHRAC; nucleus. Gene Ontology annotation, molecular function: protein heterodimerization activity. The record is from RefSeq and is a predicted model, not a curated record. The coding region runs from base 20 to 349 and encodes 109 amino acids. NCBI's taxonomy places the organism in Eukaryota, Metazoa, Mollusca, Bivalvia, Myida, Myidae.